GUUCGAUGCAACGGCCGCAGCGCUGUGUCCGUCGCAAGAGUCGAUCAGAAGCGCACCUCGCACAGAAUCAACUUUGUUAUUUUAACUGCCAUUUUAAAUAAAACAAUGGAACGUACGCAAAAAAGAAACAGUGCUGUGAUUGUUUAACUUGAUUUGAAGGUGGACUUGUAGCUCAAAACGUACUUUUUCUGUUUCGUAUUAAACUCAUAAACAAUAAAUGUUAUAUGAAUAUUUUUAAACUUAAUACAUAGAGUUAGCAGAAUAGAGUAGUGAUCGAUAAAAUUCUCAGCUGAUAACAGUUCAGCCCUUCUGACUUAGUGUUCCGCGGCACGUUUCGAGGCAUUUGGUACCUAUUUAUCUGUUCUUAUCUGAGAUUCGAUAGACAUUCGUAUUCUUAAGAUGGAGUGAAUCAGUGCAGUGAUCAAAAUGGUGAAAUUUUAUAGGAAAAGUAUCACGCACUCGGACUUGUGGGUGACUUCGCAUGAUAAACUGAGUGAUUUCUACGCGUCGUCAUGGCAACCUGGAGAAGCACCAGUCCCUCUGUUGGUCAUGAGGUUGAUACUAGCAAGUGCGGCUCUGGGGAUCCUGGUGUGGUCGGUGACCGUAUCCCCGACGCCCACAUGGCUGGUAUUCCUCACUAACUGGGGCCUUGUAUUAGUGGCGAUGACCACACUGAAUGGCCUAGUUUUGUCAUGUAUCGCUCUAUGCAGAAAGAACAUGGAUGGGGAUGGACUACCGUGGUUCGUGAGCACAUAUUGGUUCCUAUUCAACGUGUCUGUGACCAUCGCCAUCAUGAUCACUGCACUCUACUGGAUACUUAUUUAUGAUCCAGAACCUGAGGACCCGGAGUCACAUGAUUUGUGGCUGGAUAUCGGAACACAUGCAGUAAACUCCUUGAUUAUGUUAGCUGAGCUAUUGGCGACGAGGACGCCGAUACGAUUCCUGCAUCUAUACCAGCCCUUAGGAAUGGGCUUGUGUUACGCGGCCUUCUCGGCCAUAUACUAUGUUGCUGGAGGCACUGUAAACGGCUUCCCAUAUAUCUACGAAGUUUUAGAUUGGCGACAAGCGAAGCGAGCAGGCGCCAUCGUAGGUGGAGCUGCAGCCGGUGUGAUCAUCAUCUACGCGUUUCUGUGGGGGCUCGCUCUCUGUCGGGACAAGAUCUCUACCUCACUCAUACGCACCACAAGCCACGAUUUAGCUCCCGUACCGCCCGAUCGACAUAUGGCAUAAGACAACCUAUAUCCUAACAGAGAACAAAUUCGUAAAUAAUAUAUUUAGUGUUUUAAAGUGUGGCCAUUCCUCUGUAGUUGGUUAAGAGCAUAAUUAUUAUGUGUUUCAUUUUCUAAUGGCAGAGUUUCUGCAAAAGCUCCUUUAUGAUAAUAUUAUCAUUGUUCUGUGUCAACAACACAUCGGUGUUUGUUUUAAUUUAUUAAAUAAAUUGUCUGAAGGUAUUAUUGAUGUGAAACAUCUAUAGCCGCACGUAAAACCGAUUUCUGGCGUG
Messenger RNA from Bombyx mandarina (wild silkworm), 1501 nucleotides. RefSeq names its product protein rolling stone. NCBI's taxonomy places the organism in Eukaryota, Metazoa, Arthropoda, Insecta, Lepidoptera, Bombycidae. The record is from RefSeq and is a predicted model, not a curated record. Gene Ontology annotation, cellular component: membrane.